GACAGACAGACAGACAGACAGACAGGUGCGGUGCACGUACGAUAAAACCCCAAACACACACACAUCCAUACAUACGGCUCACGCGCACGCAGUCAUCCGUCCGUUGAUGAAAACAACAACAGCAACACAAUACAUAGCUAGCUAGCUAGGGUAGACAGACGUUGUCAGUCAGCGCAGCCCUUCGGGCAGCCGGUCGGUCAUCGAUCGGAUCGGUGGGUGUUGAGUGUCCGUGUGUCUCUCCGUUGAGUGUCUAUCCCAGGACGAGUUUCUUGAGUUUGACGAGGAUGUUGUCGUCCUCUGGGAACGACACACCCAACUCACUGAAAGUAGGACACACACACACACACACAGAGAGACAGAGAGAGAGGGUGCCGCUGCGAGUCGGGUUGGCAUUUCUGUUCCCUACGUGAGUUUCUUGAAUGCCCGUGCAAAGUCUUUGAAGAAUCUGUCCUCAUCCUUGGCGUACACCUCCACCCACCUCUUGAACUCCUUGUCCUAUAGAAACACACACACACACACCACCCAGUGGUUUGAACAGUGUCUGAGGGAGCCUGGCUGGCUGGCUGGCUGCCUGUUUGUGUGUGUACGUCAGUUGCUACCUGUAUGAGAGCGAUGUCACUUGGGAGCAUCAUGAGCUCGCCCGUCGGAUCCUCAUACUACAGCCGACACAACACAACACGACACAACACAGCGGAUUCAUCCUCACUCUUGUAGGUGGGUCCGCGUCGGUCAGUGUCCGGGUGAGCACGAAAAGGCGUACGUACCUGAAGUGGUCCGGUCCAUUUCUUGCCCUCGUGCGUCUUCUUGGGCGACCACUUCUCCUCCAUCAACAGCCUAAACCACACAAACAUACGCACCCUCUGUGCAAUCAGGACUGCCCAGGACGGUGUCCAAGAAUUCACUACUCUUCCGUACCGGAAGUAUUCGUUAGAGAAUGUGGUGGGUGCUCGUGUCCAGGGCCCCCAAUAGCCGCUGCGGUCCGUGUGGCAGCGGCCCAACGCAUGAGCACCAGACAGAGCUACCAUCUCCUGAUCGUUGAACCCCAUACGACCAAAUAUGUCCCUGCACACAACACAACACAUGCACGCACCCAUACACACGUCAUGUCAUGUCAUGUCAUGCCAUGCCCCCUCUCUGCCUGAGUGGAGUGUGUGUGGUCGGUACGGUAAUGUACCUACCUGAUGUGUUGGCAGGUGGAGUUGGGCUGUCCCUUGUCAGCGUCCGGCAGGCGGCCGUUGGGCGGCACUGUGGAUGCGUCGGGUGCGUCGGUGCGGCCGGGUCUGAACUCGAUGGAAGGGCCGCCCAUCUCCUCUAUCGCCGUCACGCCAGCGAAGAUCCACAGGUCAGCCAACGACACGUUGGGGUACUUGUCCUUUAUCGGAGCCAACAUCUGACAGACACAGAUGCCAUGCCAUGCCAUCCACAACACCCGCGUCGGUAUCCUAUCCUAUCUCUCUGUGUCUGUCUGUUCACUCUGUGUUUGUCACGUACGUUUCUGGCGAUGUGGAGGCCUGCGUUGGCCCCGUCGGUCGACUCGGGGGUGAAACGCAUCGUAGCACCAUCUGCCGAGCCGGACGGGCCAGCCAUCCAUAACGCCACACCACACGGACAGUUGGAUGAAAGACGUGUACUGUUGAUGGUUGCUGUGUGCUGCAGUGCAGUGCCCUCACUUGAUCCUCCCGUCUUGGUGGCCGAGUCGUAGGUGCCGGACGCGUGCCUGACACACCGUAUGGUAUAUAUGAGCCACCCCAUCCACACAAACACACAUGAGGACGAUACUUCCAUGGUGUGUGCCGGUGCUCACCAUGCGAGGCGGACGAGCACCGGUCCAGGAGGCUCCUUCUCGUACCUUAACCAACAAACAGAAAGAUGGAACACAGAAUCAGUGAAGAUCUGGCAGUCCCACCCCCCGGGAGCGAUGCUCACUGACUUGUCGUCUUCGAGCAGUUUGCAGAUGUCGGCUCUGACGGCCUUCCAGUCGACCUUGUCGCUCUUGUCCUUGGGCAGCUCACACAUGGCCUCGCCGACAGACGAACCGCCAACCACCAUGGCGCCUGCGGCAGACGCCCAUAUCCACCCUCCCAUCCCCUCCGUCUGAGAUCCGCUGCGACGCCCGUAGCUCUGCUGCUGAUGCUGCUGCUGGCCUCCAUGCUGCUGGUGGCUGCCUCUGCCCGUCACAAUGGAGCGUGCAAUGGUGGCCAGAGGGGCGGAGCGGCGGGCGGCCGCCAGAGGGAUGCUCCGGGACAACAGCGAAGAUGGGACACCAACCUUCAUCAUGGUCUCUGAAUAUCAAACGGCGCGAGCUCACAGCCUUUCGCGCUGAGAUAUCUGACACACCAGGCUCCCCCUCUUUUU
Messenger RNA from Vitrella brassicaformis, 2355 nucleotides. The record is from the annotation of a GenBank genome assembly. Lineage: Eukaryota; Vitrellaceae.